CCUUACUCCCAGCAAAUGGGCGAUAGAAAACCGAUCGGUGCCUGUACCAUUCCCACUAUGCGAUGGCCUGACGUAGGGGCAGAAUGAGUACGAGCAUUUUUUUUUUAUUGCCGAUGCCCACGAUGCCGCCCCUGGCAACCGCCCGUCGCCCGUAUCAAAAACCGCUACUGGUUGUAGGUACUAACUAAGGUACCUUCCUAAUGCCACUUCGCUGCAACAGAAAAUCUUUGCCUAAUGAUUUGUUUCUCCGUGAAGUUGGUUUAUGUGAAUAUCAUUUUAACUCUAUCAAGAUCAGUGGAUGGAAGUUAUUGCGACUCCAUGAGCAGUCUGCUGCUCCCGAUGGUGGUGCUUCAGUGCACAUAUGUAGUAGAAGCUCUUCAGGUGAUUGGUGGAAAUGUGAAAGUGGUUCAAGGAGGUACUGCUAUCCUGCCGUGCCAUGUCACUGGUACCAAUGAUGACCUGACACAGAUUACCUGGCAGAGGAGGACAAGAGAAAAACCUCACAAUGACAAUUUCCUAACUAUCCUACCCAGAGAGGGAGUGCAGUUUGUCAAUGGAGGUGAUGAUCGAUUUAAAUAUAUCGGGAAUUUUAACAACAAAAAUGGAACUCUCCAGUUAUCCAAUGUUGCCCUGAAGGAUGAAGGCAGAUACACGUGCAUCUUCACCUUGUUUCCCAGUGGAAAUCAGAAGACUGAGAUACUUCUAAUAGUGAUUGUGCCUCCUUUCACAAACAUCAAGGACAAUCUUCCCACUUUGGGCACAGAAGAGGUUUUAUUUGCUACCUGCACGGCUGCUGGAUCGAAGCCUCCUGCAGAGGUGAGGUGGCUCACUGAUGCUUUGGGAGAGAAAGUGAGGACGACAACAAACUCCACACAGUAUGACAACGAUACAACUACCACAGUCAGCUCUCUGUUUGGUGUUCCUACGAGUGAGAUUAACGGUCACCAGGUCCAGUGUGUCAUCAGCAGUGACGCCAUGUCUAAAGAAGAAACCCUGCCCUUCAGCAUACAGAUCUACUUCCCUCCCACAGAAGUGAACAUUAGAGCAAUUUCUGAGAACUCAUUUGAGUGUGUGACAGAAGCCAACCCAAGCGCAAACUUUACCUGGAGCAGAUAUUCCUCCUUAGCUGUAGUUAAAAAUACAUUAACAUGGAAAGUUAUGCUAUGACGAGGCAUCUGCCAUGUGUUUGUCCUUCCACAAUUCACAACAGUCUCUACUCCUAGAAUAUUGCUCAUAUUUUAGUGAAAUAUUCACAAAAUUAUCACAUAAUGGGUCUUCACUCAAACUGGGGUCAAGGUCAUAACUCUCAUUUUAUGGGCACUUUUCUAUGUUCACAAGAAUUACUCAUCAAAUUUUAGUGAAAUUAGAUAAAUGUGACCUGGAUAUGACAGUUUGGGAGUUUUCUUGACUUGAGUGGAUGUGAAUUCUCAUUGGUGUGUGCAAUACAGCCAACCAGUGUCAAUUUAACUUAUAACUUUGUGAACAUAUCACGGCACUGGCUCCAUCUGUCUGAAAGCCCCCACCAUCAUUCCCAUCCCCCAAAGGACUGGAAUAGACAGCCUCAGUGACUGCAGAAUCAUACUCCUCAUGUCUUGUGGUCAUGAAGUGUUUCUUGUGGAUAGUGUCUCAGCACAUCACAAACAUCACAAACCUCCUUCCUCCCUGUCUCCACCACCAAAUUACAGUUUACAGCACAAAUUUACCAUCACCCUUCACAGAACGCGAAGCCAUCUAGAGAACAGGAAGAGCUAUGUGAGUAUGCUCUAGCGUUCAACACCAUAAUCUCAUCAUCACCUUCAGAUGCCCCUCCCAACUGGUCCUGGAUCAUAGGUUCCAUCACCACCUGGCCCCAAUCAGUCAGACAGCCCCCAUCCAAGUUUGUCUCCAACUUCAGGUUUCUGGGCACCCACAUCUCUGCCAACCUGGACCCACAACAGCAUUGCCCUGGUAAAGAAGGUCAAGCAGUAGCUGCACUUGUUCCAUAUCCUGAGGAAGAAUAACUUUCAACCAGUAGCUAAAGCUGGUCUUCUAUUUCUCCUCAGUGGAGAGCGUGCUCUCCUAGUGGCUGGGUGGUAGGCUGCACAAGGGGGAAUUAACACUACCUGAAAAAUCAUUGGCUGCCCUCUGCCACCCAUGGAGGCCUUUGCCAGAUCCUCCUGUCUCAGGAGAACAAAGUCCAUCACAGGCGCUCUGGACGGCGCCUCAGGUUAAUCAGGUUCCAAACAUCCAGACUCACAAACAGCUUCUUCCCCAGGGCUAUUUAGACUGUAAACAAACACUAUCCCCCACAUAGUAUGUGCCUUUGUAUUGUAUACCUCUUUUUUGUAUAUAUUCUCUCUUAUCUGUUGAUUAUUCCUGCUGAAUUACUAUUUAUAUUUGGCCUGGUGCAACCACAAUUUAUAUACAUAUGUACACUGACAAUAAACAGCUUUUCUAUUCUAUUGAGGGAUUAUGGAUGGACGUUCAGCUCAAGUAGAUGCUAUAAUAAGUCAUGGUUGGUUCUUCAGAUAACAAUCAACAAAACAAACAUUUAAGGUAUUUAUUUAAGCUGUUUAGUUUUUAGCAGUUACUGUGAGCAGUUUCACAUUUUACUGUAUUCCCUAUGGCAAAAACUGUCAUUACUGCAGGCUGUCAGAGUCAUUACUGGCUCUGACAGUAAUGCUUGCUGUAAUGUUUUUUAGCUUCACUGAACAGAUUUAGUCAAGCUUGAAACACCCCUGAGGUUUUACUCUAGUUGUUUUUGCCUUUUUACUUCAAGUGCAUUUUGUUCAGGAGUUUCCCUAUCGUGAUUUUAAGACCAAAAUUCAUGAUUCAUUUCUCAUUUGUAAAUGGCCUGUAUUUGUAUAGCA
Messenger RNA from Pundamilia nyererei, 2849 nucleotides. Its product is annotated as nectin-2-like. The transcript is spliced from 5 exons. Lineage: Eukaryota; Metazoa; Chordata; Actinopteri; Cichliformes; Cichlidae. Bases 235 to 1167 code for a protein of 310 amino acids. The record is from RefSeq and is a predicted model, not a curated record. Gene Ontology annotation, cellular component: adherens junction. Gene Ontology annotation, biological process: homophilic cell-cell adhesion; heterophilic cell-cell adhesion.